AUGCUACAACAAUUCCAGGUCUCAGGAAAUGGCACCAAUUUUGAUGCUGCUCGUGGCCCGAAUGGCAUUUGCGGCCCGUCGACAACGAUUGAUGCCCCAGCAGAGCCCCGACGAAAUCGAGCCUGCGACGUUUGCCGGAGGAUGAAAAUCAAAUGUGACAGGACGUGCCCCUGUAGCCAUUGCCGUGACUCUUUCAACGAUUGUGUAUUCUCGCACCCACGGCGGAGGAAGCGGAGCCUGGUUCAGCCUGACCGGAUAGAACAUCUCGAGAAGCGGUUGAGGGCAGUCGAAGAGUCAUGCCGACAGCGGGCUGAGCCACCAAACGUAACGCCCCCAGUCGGGUCUACAGACAUCGUGCGUUCUAUCCAAGAAAAUUCCAAUGACAAUCCUGCUUCAGACACCAGUGGCCGUGUUCCCAACGUCAGACUCCCCUCGGCUCUUGAAAACCAAGGCGAGGCUCGCUUUCUGCACUCUGCAGCGCACAUGGACUUUGUAAGACGUUUAAAAGAUGAGCUAGGAAACUGGCCUGGAGCAGAUGCGGAAAAUCGAGUGCGAGCAAGGAAUGUGCCGGCACCAAAGUUUUUCCCAUUGACAAAUGGCCCGGCUCAAGCAAUAUCAUUACCAUCGCGAGACAGAGCCCGCUAUUUGGUCAACCUCGCUUUCGACGCGCACUUCUUACACAAUUUCGUGCACCGCCCGACUUUCGAUUCCAUUUUCGCCCUACUAUUUACCUUGAAUGUCAAGGAUUAUAGUAGUGAGGAAUACCGAUAUCUUCCACUGUUAUUUUCCCUUAUGGCUUUGGGAUGUCUGUUUGAAAUGGAUGAUGAGGGGUCUCGCGAAGCAUUCAUCUUGGAAGGAACUCAAUACUUUGAAACAUGCCGUAGCUUGGCUGAUCCGCAAGACUGCAACGACUUGGUCAGUCUCCAGGCCAUUCUCUACAUGAACAUCUUUUUACUAUACACUGCUCGGGUAAGCUCAAGCUUCUCAGCUCUCUCCUACACGUUUUCCCUGGCGUUACGGAUGAAAUAUCAUCACGUCGCGGAGACUGAUGAUGAAUUUACGCGGGAAGACAAAAAGAACAUUUUCUGGACGACACGUCACCUUCUGGCCUGUGUCUCCAUUACAGGUGGGCUACCUAUGCCCAUUGGGUGCGACGAUCUUGAUCUGGAGUAUCCGAGUGUUUCGUGCGAGAGUAAGAUGCGUUCCACAGAGGCGCGUUCCGACAGGCCACAUAGCGUGCUACAAUGGAACCCAACCAUUGCCAGCGUCGCAUGUUUCCGACUCCAUAACGUCCUAGGUCAUAUAACUAAGCGUCUAUACCCACUGAAAGGCGUCAAGAAAACGCACAGCCAGGGGCCAUUGCGCCAUUUAGUGAGCAAAGAGACUGUCCGCGAACUAGAAAGCGAGCUUCGGUCCUGGUUGGUCUCACUUCCUCCAAGCCUCCGCCUCGGCCAAGAGAAGCAUCCAUUGCACAUCGAACGUGCACAGUACGAGCUAUGCAUGUCGUACGCACAUGCUCAGAUCUAUUUGUAUCGGCCUUUCCUGCACUAUCUUGGCACUUAUUCGACCGACGAGGUCGGAUCAGCAGAUGGCUUCCCCGCGUAUGCUUCCGCCUGUGUAGAUGCUAGUCGCAACAUCAUUCGGCUUGCACAGGAUAUGUAUCACAAAGGACUUUUUCGCGGAGUGCACUGGGAUAUUUCGAAUAUGAUCUUGGCCUCAUCCUUGACUAUGCUUUAUAUCGUCUUGGCGCGGAAGGGCUCCUCGGUCGAGGAAAUGGCUCUAACAGAGCUGCGCACUGCUCGGGAUCUUAUGACUCUUUUGGAGCCAUAUUCAACGCUCGCAAAGAGGACAAGCUUUGCGGUAAGGCUUUUGACGACGACAAUCCUGCCUGCUGAAACAGGCGACCUGUCUCCACAGAAUGUCGUGUCUAGUCUGUCCCCAAACGUGUCUGACUUAUAUACCACCGCUCUGGCUGAGAAAACAUUCGGUUAUGUAUUGAGGACCAAUGUAUCGGAUUACCAGGGGAGGUCGCCAGCUGGGAGACUAAGUAACUCGGUGCCAAUUCCAGCAGUGACCGAGUUACAGUCGGCAGAUAGCCUUCCGCAGGGACCUCUUCAAAGCGCCAGUACAGCAGGAAGCACGAAUCAGGGCCCUCCAGUGCUUACUGCCGCUCAACGGUCGAGUGCAUCUACACCUUUUCCGAUGCUAUCGAGCAUGUACAAUACGCCGUUCGUUAGUGGUGAGAUCACGGAACACAAUCCCCUACAUUCCACAUUCGUGCAAGAUUACAGCGUUAGCGGGGAUGACUAUGGAUACAUGAUCGACGGCACUGGGCCGAUCGACUUUAGUGAUAUGAUCGGCGAUCUGUUCGCUUCAGAAGGGCUGCUAUAA
Molecule: messenger RNA, 2391 nt
Organism: Aspergillus bombycis
Lineage: Eukaryota; Fungi; Ascomycota; Eurotiomycetes; Eurotiales; Aspergillaceae
Product: Zn(II)2Cys6 transcription factor
Exons: 5
Coding region: 1-2391 (796 amino acids)
Biological process (GO): positive regulation of transcription by RNA polymerase II; DNA-templated transcription
Cellular component (GO): nucleus
Molecular function (GO): sequence-specific DNA binding; DNA-binding transcription factor activity, RNA polymerase II-specific; zinc ion binding
Source: RefSeq, a predicted model, not a curated record